UCCCCUCAGCUCACCGGCGCCAUGUUGGGAGCAGCCAUCCUCAUGGGACUCACACCGGAGUCUUAUCAGGGGAAUCUAGGCAUGACCCUGGUCAGCGAAAAGAUCUCACUUGAGCAAGGUUCGCUGUCUUUGUAUAGAGCAGGGUUGGUUGUGUUUCUAUAGAUCAGGUUCUGUUGUGUUUCUUUUGAUCAGGUUCUGUUGUGUUUAUAUCGAUCAGGUUCUGAUGUGUUUAUAUAGAGCUGGGUUGGUAAUGUUAUUAAUACUUAUUAGGAUUAUAUUUAUACAAUAAAAUAAGUUAUAUUUUAAAAGAAUGUAAUAGGUUAAAUUUAUUAUAAAUACUAAAGGCUGGGGAUAUUUAUAUAAAAUAAAUUGUGUUAUAUUUAUAUAGAACACAUUUAUGUGUAAUAAAGUUGGAGUUUAUUUGUAAUUAGUAAAGGUAGUUUAUAUUUAUUUAUAAUAAACCUCAAUGCACUUUUGUCGGAUCUUUGCUAACUUACCAAACACUGCUUAACGCAAUAAUAGGAUGUACGUAUAAUUGCUAAUUGCUUCUCAUAACAUGUUAUUUAGGUUAUUAAACAUUAAAAUAUUGUCUGUUCUGAUUCACCCUACCAGCCGUUGGUGUGGAACUAUUCAUCACAUUCCUCCUAGUUUUGACCGUGUUUGCGUCAUGUGACGGGAAGAGGAAAGAUUUGAAUGGCUCAGCACCGCUCACCAUUGGUCUAUCGGUCACCAUGUGUCACCUGUGGGCGGUACGUAAGCCUUCCUUGGUUGGUUUCAAUACAAUUAUUUAGCGAAAGAAAUAAUUCUAAAAUAUACAUUUUCAUCAUCUUAAACGAGCUAAUUUAAAAAUAAUGGAUACAAGAAUGAUCACGUUUGAUUAUAGUUCUAUUGUUCAUUUUUAAAAAUAUAAAUAAAAAUAGAACAAUGCUUAUUUCUGUGUAUAAUUAUAUCAUAGAAAUAGAUCUGAAACUAGCUGAGCUUCAAUCAUUAACAAAAUCCCAAUCCAUCACCAGAUCGAUUACACAGGAGCAAGCAUGAACACGGCCCGGAGUUUCGGCCCCGCACUGGUCAUGGGGACGUGGGACAACCACUGGGUAAGUAAGACACAAGUAUCGGACCAGCACUGGUCAUUGGGACAUGGGACAACCACUGGGUAAGUAAGAAACAAGUAUCGGACCAGUACUGGUCAUGGGGACGUGGGACAACCACUGGGUAAGUAAGACACACAUAUCGGACCAGUACUGGUCAUGGGGACAUGGGACAACCACUGGGUAAGUAAGACACAAGUAUCGGACCAGCACUGGUCAUGGGGACAUGGGACAACCACUGGGUAAGUAAGACACAAGUAAGACACAAGUAUCGGACCAGUACUGGUCAUGGGACAACCACUGGGUAAGUAAGACACAAGUAUCGGACCAGUACUGGUCAUGGGGACAUGGGACAACCACUGGGUAAGUAAGACAAAAGUAUCGGACCAGCACUGGUCAUGGGGACAUGGGACAACCACUGGUUAAGUAAGACACAAGUAUCGGACCAAUAUGGGUCAUGGGGACAUGGGACAACCACUGGGUAAGUAAGACACAAGUAUCGGACCAGCACUGGUCAUUGGGACAUGGGACAACCACUGGGUAAGUAAGACACAAGUAUCGGACCAGCACUGGUCAUGGUAAUAUGUUAGAUUAAUUAGACACGAACAAUUUGUGUCACUAUAACACUAGAAGUUAAGCUUUAAUAAUGCUUUAACAUAAUACACAAGUAUGGUAAUAAAAAAAGAGAUAUCAAUCAGGUUGGCGAAAAGGGAAAUGAGUAAAGCAAAGUAUGUGAAAAGCUAAAAAAAAAUGUAAGCCAUCAAAAGAACAAACGUGUUGGCAGGAAGCCUUCGUCGGCGAACAAACAACAGAAAUCAAUCAAUCAGAUAAGAUAAGAUACUUAAUAGCACUUAGCUGAAAAGUAGUAUCCGAGAGGUUAGAUAAAUAAUGUAUGUCAUUGUUGGAGCAGUUUAGGAACAUUUCCCACCUACUUACUUUCUGUCACGAUUCUUUAGCUUGCCAUGAACCCACGUCAUUAACACUUUGGGCUAAAUCAAUGCCAACUUUAACGUUGUGUAUGUCCAACAGGUUUACUGGGUUGGUCCAACGGUGGGUGGUGUGGUUGCAGGAGUUCUGUACGAGCACCUGUUUGCAAUGAACGCCAGUCUAACCAAGGCCAAGGCUUGCCUGCUGUCCAGUGACUAUGAUGACAACAAACACAAGGCCAACAAGGUCAAGGUGAGUUACCUCUGUGGGGAGUUUAUGUCACGGUUGGGAUUCAAUAUAUCAGUCAGGUUGGCAGUCAGGUUGGCAGUCAGGUUCGUAGUCAGGUUGGCAGUCAGGUUGGCAGUCAGGUUGGCAGUCAGGUUGGCAGUCAGGUUGGCAGUCAGGUUGGCAGUCAGGUUGGCAGUCAGUGUGGCAUUCAGGUUGGCAGUCAGUGUGGACGUCAGGUUGGCAGUCAGUGUGGCAGUCAGGUUGGCAGUCAGUUUGGCAGUCAGGUUGGCAGUCAGGUUGUUGGUAAGUUUGGUAGUAAGGUUGGUAGCGAGGUUGGAAGUCAGUUUGGCAGUCAGGUUGGCAGUCAGGUUGUUGGUAAGUUUGGUAGUAAGGUUGGUAGCGAGGUUGGAAGUCAGUUUGGCAGUCAGGUUGGCAGUCAGGUUGUUGGUAAGUUUGGUAGUAAGGUUGGUAGCGAGGUUGGAAGUCAGUUUGGCAGUCAGGUUUGCAGUCAGGUUGUUGGUAAGUUUGGUAGUAAGGUUGGUAGCGAGGUUGGAAGUCAGUUUGGCAGUCAGGUUUGCAGUCAGGUUGUUGGUAAGUUUGGUAGUAAGGUUGGUAGCGAGGUUGGAAGUCAGUUUGGCAGUCAGGUUUGCAGUCAGGUUGUUGGUAAGUUUGGUAGUAAGGUUGGUAGCGAGGUUGGAAGUCAGUUUGGCAGUCAGGUUUGCAGUCAGGUUGUUGGUAAGUUUGGUAGUAAGGUUGGUAGCGAGGUUGGAAGUCAGUUUGGCAGUCAGGUUUGCAGUCAGGUUGUUGGUAAGUUUGGUAGUAAGGUUGGUAGCGAGGUUGGAAGUCAGUUUGGCAGUCAGGUUUGCAGUCAGGUUGUUGGUAAGUUUGGUAGUAAGGUUGGUAGCGAGGUUGGAAGUCAGUUUGGCAGUCAGGUUUGCAGUCAGGUUGUUGGUAAGUUUGGUAGUAAGGUUGGUAGCGAGGUUGGAAGUCAGUUUGGCAGUCAGGUUUGCAGUCAGGUUGUUGGUAAGUUUGGUAGUAAGGUUGGUAGCGAGGUUGGAAGUCAGUUUGGCAGUCAGGUUUGCAGUCAGUUAGGCAGUCAGGUGGGAAAUCAGGUAGGGAGGCUGGCUGGAAUUAAGGGUUGGCAGUUAGAGUUGGUAGUUCGGGUUGGUGGUUCGGGUUGGUAGUUCGGGUUGGUAGUUAGAGUUGGUAGUUCGGGUUGGGUUUUAACUUUUGAUAUAUUCUCUUGCAUUAUUGAAAUAGAGGACACUUGUGCAGACCUCAUCCAGAUACUGAGUUGAAGAGAACUGGGAUAUGGAGGUAUGAGAGGGAAUGACGGGGAAUGAGUGGGGUGUUAGGGGAAUGCGAGAAAUAAGGAGGAUGAGAGGGAUGGUGGGGGAAUGAGAGGAAAUUAAGGAAAUGGCUUAAUGAAAGUGAAUAAGGAGAUUGAUGGGGAAUGAAAAGCAUUGAGAGGGAAUGAGGGGAAAAAAGGAGAAUGAGAGGAAUAAAAGGGAAUUAGAGGUAAGGGUCGCAUAGCAGAUGUAUUAUAAGACUUACUAUUUGUAAUGUGUAUCCUAAAUGGUCUUACAGUCAUGUCAUCUGACCUUCUAGUGAUUCACAUCUGACCUUGCUGUCAUUUACAUCUGACCUAGCUGUCAUUUAUAUCUGACCUUGCUAUCAUUUAGAUCUGACCUUGCUGUCAUUUAUAUCUGAUCUUGAUGUCAUUUAUAUCUGACCUUGCUGUCAUUCAGAUCUGACUUUGGCGUCAUUUACAUCUGACAUUGCUGUCAGUUAUAUCUGAGCUAGCUGUCAUUUCUAUCUGACCUUGCUGUCAUUUAGAUCUGACCUUGCUGUCAUUUAGAUCUGACCUUGCUGUCAUUUAGAUCUGACCUUGCUGUGCUGAGUGGAGCGCAUUGUAAAAGUUAAUAACCGGUUAAAAAACUGGAUUUUCAAAAUCCGUAAUUUUGCGUAAUCUGUUUUAGAUUGAUCGGACUCCAAAUAUUUCCAAGAACUGACAUUUGAUUUCCAGGAACUGUUAUUUGAGUUCCAGGACCUGUCAUUUGAGUUCCAGGAACUGUCAUUUGAGUUCCAGGACCUGUCAGUUGAGUUCUAGGAACUGUCAAGUUAUUUCCAGGAACUGUCAGUUGAUUUCCAGGAACCAUCAUUUGAGUGUCAGGAACUGUCCAUUGAGUGCCGGGAACUGUCUUUUGAGAUGUCAGAUGAUUAACAUGAGCUAGUUUAUGUCAGGGAACGUGGGGAAUUUGAGGAAUGUGGGAAAUGUGGGGAAUGAGGGGAAUAGGGUAUAUGGUGUUAACCCCACCCCCACACACACACAAAACAAAAAAAAAACUUAACCUAUUAUCAAUGAACUCAUGAAACCUGUCUCUACAGAUCAGAGUGAUCGAAGAGGAUCCCAAUGAAGAGUCACAGAUUGAGGAAGGAGACCAGUUGACAACGGAC
This is a messenger RNA of Lymnaea stagnalis (great pond snail), 4700 nucleotides long. NCBI's taxonomy places the organism in Eukaryota, Metazoa, Mollusca, Gastropoda, Lymnaeidae. The record is from the annotation of a GenBank genome assembly.